Messenger RNA from Kickxella alabastrina, 1293 nucleotides. RefSeq names its product histone acetylation protein-domain-containing protein. The record is from RefSeq and is a predicted model, not a curated record. Gene Ontology annotation, biological process: DNA damage response. Lineage: Eukaryota; Fungi; Kickxellomycota; Kickxellomycetes; Kickxellales; Kickxellaceae. The transcript has 2 exons. Gene Ontology annotation, cellular component: nucleus. The coding region runs from base 1 to 1293 and encodes 430 amino acids. Gene Ontology annotation, molecular function: histone H3K56 acetyltransferase activity.
AUGGCGCCACAGAUAGCUUCGGCAAUAUCAGCAUCAAUGGCGGCAAAGGCGCAAAACACAACUAUUGUUAGCGACAUUGCUGAAUCCCUGCGUAAUUUGCCAGCCGGGAACAAAUUAUCAGUGCGCGUGAUCACCACUGCUGAUCACCAGGUCGACUCGCUAACCCCACAGCGGCGCUUUAGCCACUUUCAUUCAUCAUCGACAAUGUCGCGGCGAACUCUGAUCUUUGUCUCGCAAGGUGAAUGCUUAGUUGCCGGACUCGAGGCUCACGAGUUCACCUCUAUUUCCGUCCAAGUCAGCAGCGGGCAGAAUACGAGCCCAUCGGUGGCUGUCGACGUAUGCAUCGAGAAAGUCGACACCUCGGGGGAGCUUUCCAUCCGAAUGCCACUUGUCAGUGCGCUUAUUGCCGGCUAUAUGCGCUCUCUGCGCAGAUACAGGGCGCCGCUUGGGAUUGACACUGUCAGUGUGCAUUUGUUUGCGCGCGCUCAGCCAGAGUACCUAUUUGCAAAAUCCCAGGGUAAUCCUGGCAAGCGCAUUCUCGACGACUUGGCGCUGAUCAAGUGGUGGCAGGGCACACUGCAGGCAGGCCUUGCCUACGCGAUGGUAAGCGACAAUAGCACCGCAAGUAGCCUGACUGCAAUAGCAAACUGCAUUGUUCCUGGAACAAGCGUAGGCGAGGCUCCUUGGUUCCUGGGCGCCCAGAGCGGAAUACGAGUGUCUGAGGCAGACAAAGCUAUCGAGCAGCUGGCAACGGGCAUGAUGGCAAAGUGCGAUCCCACCGACACCGCAUUGAGUGUUUACAGCAAAGCGCCCCAUACUGUGCAGUGGAAAUGGGGGCUUCCAUACGACGACACCGCUCGCGCUCAUGAUUGUGUUUUGCAGUUCCCAGACGACCCAAUGACCCGCUUGCUCUCGGAACCUCACUCCAGCGCCUGGUCAGUGCACACUCUGCUUGAAAUGCUUUCUGUCAGCGAGGAGUGCGGCACACCUGUUUGCGCUUCUGCUGAUACUGAUGGCACUGCCGAACAGGGUAAGCCUUCCUUUGACGACUAUGACAGGGCUCUUGUUGCGCUGUUUGACCGCGGUAUGGAUUUUUCUUCGUCUGAUAGCGCGCUCGCUUCGUCUCGGCGCUUCACAGAAUACAUCGAUACACAACUUGGUAUUGCAUCUGUUGCAGUUGAUACCACUGGUGCUGCAGUUGCGCCGAGGCACAGCGAAACCAAGGCAAAGGAAGCUCCCAAAGUCAACGACCUCACUAUGAGCAUUCGCAAAAAGCGCAAGGUCACUGAGUAG